Messenger RNA from Clonostachys rhizophaga, 1236 nucleotides. The record is from the annotation of a GenBank genome assembly. Lineage: Eukaryota; Fungi; Ascomycota; Sordariomycetes; Hypocreales; Bionectriaceae.
AUGGAAGAAUCGCUCAUCAGCCUCCAAGUCACACACUGGCUCGAAGCAUUCCAUGCCUUCUUCGCUCCAAUGGAAGAACUACUCGGCCAUCUACACCUAGCCGCAGACUGGCUCGGAGCAUCCGGUCUAUACCUCCCCCCGAUGGAAGAACUCCUCAAUCACCAACACCACUCCGCGGCAUCGGUGAUCCUAGCCGCCAUACUCACGACCCUCACCCUCGCCCAAGUCGCACACUGGCUCGAGGCCUCCGGCGUGUACCAUUCCUACGACGAGUCCCUAUUCAAAGGAACCACCGCUCUCCUACGCGCCGUUUAUGGUCUCUUCAGCUGGAGCACCCUACAGGGUCUCUUCCCCAACAACCAAACAGCCCGCGAAAGGGAGCGCAGACUGCUCGACAACUGCGCCAACAACGACCUACUCCCACCGAGACGAUCAAACUCGACAUCUCGCAGGGUAGACUCCCCCCGCGCGCGACUCAAACGCUUCAAAGACCAGUGGAAGGACAAGUCCUUCCCCGGCAGCAGCCGACCCCCCUGGAUCCGCGAGCAGCGCCUCGCAUGGGAGAGGAACGUGUGCGACCUGUACAUGGAGGCCCUGGUGCGCGACCACGACGCCCUGGAGGCGCAGCUGGCGGAGCGGGACGCCAGCCUGGAGAGGCUGAGGGGCCAGAUGGCCGAGCUGGAGCUGAGGGUCGAGCAGAACAGGAACUGGUACUGCAAGAUAUGGAACAUGCACAAGCCGGGGGACGUGGUGAGCAGGGCGCCCAUGUCCAUGGCGAAGAUGGCGCUGAGGCAGACGGAUCUGUGGGAGGCCAUGUACAGGCAGAAUCUCAUGAGGAUGGGGGAUGAGUUGCAGACGGUGAGUCUUCAGCUAGAUAAGAUGACGGAUAGUGAGCGGGCGUUGAAGAGGAAAGUUGCCGGUUUUGCGAAGGAGAGAGAAGCGCACAGGCAAGAGAGGGAGAAUAAUCAGGUGUUGAUCGAAAAGUUGGGACGUGAGUUGGAAGACAGCUUGAAGCAGGGGCAGGUCGAAGGCCAAGAUGGGAAACGGGCGGAGGACGUCAAGACUGAAGAAAACCUUGAGGGGGAGGAGGCCGACGAGCGACAGAUAGCUGCGUCAGUGGGGAGAAUGAAACACAAGACAUCAAAGGCAUCUGUCAAUCUGGAAAACAAGCAGCUGAGCGAGGAACUCGCGGAUACUGAUGUCAACGACGACGAUAUGAUUAUUUCUUGGGAAUAG